Symbiodinium sp. CCMP2456 is the source of this 1119-nucleotide messenger RNA. Lineage: Eukaryota; Dinophyceae; Suessiales; Symbiodiniaceae. The record is from the annotation of a GenBank genome assembly.
AUGCUGGCGACAUUGCAGCGCAGCAUAUCUGCCGAGCUUGAAGGGACGCUGCUGAGAGCAUUGGAGAUGGGUGUCCAGAAGGCCGCCGAGGUCUUCGGGAAGCAUGUGGAUGUCGAUGCCGUUCACCGUGUCAAUUGUGUGACGGAGAUCGAGGCUACAAGACUCGCAACCAAGUCUUCCAGUGGAUUAGCCGUGCGUAUUGGCUAUCAUGGCAACUCGGAUAUCAUCGCUCACCUGUUGCACUUGAUUGUGCAGCUGGCUCUUUUUCCUCGUCCUCCAGCUGCCGAUGCAGUGCUGCAGGUUCACUCGCGCUCGGUGAACACGGCGAACCAGAGCAUGCAAGUGGGCUCCCUCGGUGUUCCUUUGAACAAGGAGGUCCAAGCUCCGGGGGUCAACGUGACUGUGCCCUUUUCGUCAGCUAACGGAAGCCCUGGUUCCGGACCAGGAAUGACCGGCACUGGUUCGGACGAUGCUUCCGCACAGGACACCGGUGGGCGGCGUCUAAAGUCUGCUUCCGAGGUGAAGGAUGCUGCCAGUGGGGAGGGCGAACACCAGGACAAUGCCGUGAGAAUUGGAGGUGGCUGGCAUGUCCUCAACUGGGAAGAGAUCGGCAGUCAAAGCAAUGGGCUUAGCCCACGCUCGCCCACCGGAACCUGCAGCACUAGUCAUCCAGGAGGCCCAGGAGAAAGACAUCCAUUUGCACACGGAGCACCCUCCAGGCACAUGCCCGGGUAUCGGUUUGCCUAUGGUGCUUACACCAUCGGCACACAGCCUGGAAACACAGUGCCAAGCACCGAUCCUGCUCGGCUUGCAAAAGAGGUAAGCCGAGGAAGGUUGCGCCCAAGGUACGGCUUCUAUCGUGUGCUGAGACCUCGCUCAGCACUCGGCCCCACCUCUUGUCAGAGGCCGGGUAGACCUCGGAAGGGCCCCACGGUGCGAGAGCAACGUGCUGCAAUCUGGCCGGAUCCUACCAUCGAUGGGGCGACCGACGAGCACAUACCUCCUGAUGAGGAUGCCGGUGAAGGUUCCCUUGGACCUGCUGACGGGAGCAUGUACCCGAACGGGCGAUCAUGCUUGCCUGCGUCAAGCAGUCCUAGGGUGUAUGGUCUGAUGUUGUGA